Messenger RNA from Arvicola amphibius (Eurasian water vole), 6233 nucleotides. RefSeq lists its product as uncharacterized. Bases 274 to 2787 code for a protein of 837 amino acids. Gene Ontology annotation, biological process: defense response; cellular response to interferon-beta. Gene Ontology annotation, molecular function: GTPase activity; GTP binding. NCBI's taxonomy places the organism in Eukaryota, Metazoa, Chordata, Mammalia, Rodentia, Cricetidae. Gene Ontology annotation, cellular component: endoplasmic reticulum membrane. The transcript is spliced from 3 exons. The record is from RefSeq and is a predicted model, not a curated record.
UGGAAUCUAGGAAGUGCAGACCAGAGAGCAGAGACUGUGAGGGGCAGGAUCUGGAAGGAAAUCUGGGCAGAUCAGCCUUUGCUUCCCAGCUGUUCUGCUCUCCAAAAACACCAGAAACCCAGCACUCUGCAUUCGGUCUGGCUGCUGGACAUCCCAGCUAAGAAGACACCAUAGACAGCUACCCCAGCGACCUUAUUCCCAGGGAAGAGGGGACAUCACAGGAGGGUCACUCACUUUAUCACUGGGGAGCAGCACCAUCAACUGUUACCAGCCAUGGGUCAGACCUCCUCUUCUACACCCCCUCAGAAGGAGGAGCCUGAUUUGACCUCCAGCCUCGACACAAAUCUUCAAAAUUUCAAGAUGGAAACCAAGAUCCUGUCUCAGGAAUUAACCACCUUGAUUGGAUCAUACCUAAAGGACGGGAACCUGCGGGGAACAGUUUCUGCCAUUAGAGAUGCUCUGAGUGACAUUGAGAAAGCCCCACUGAACAUCGCAGUGAUGGGAGAGAUUGGGGCUGGAAAAUCCAGUCUCAUCAACGCUCUACAGGGAGUGGGGCCUGAUGAAGAGGGUGCAGCUGCUUCCACCGGAGUGAUAUGUACCACCACUGAGAGAAAACCAUACCCAUACUUCAAGGUUCCCAGUGUGACACUAUGGGACCUGCCAGGCAUUGGGUCCACUGCCUUCCAGCCACAUGAUUAUCUGAAGAAAAUCAAGUUUGAGGAGUAUGACUUCUUCAUUAUUGUCUCUUCUGGACGCUUUAAACACAAUGAUGCAGAACUAGCCAAAGCCAUUGUGCAAGUGAAUAGGCAUUUCUAUUUUGUUCGAACCCACACAGAUCAUGACCUAAUGGUUCAAAAACAGUGUAGUCCUCAGAGAUUCAAUAGAGAGAACACGUUAAAGCAGAUUCGAAAUUCCAUCUCAAGUAUACUUAAGGAAGUGACCCAGCAGGAGUCUCCAGUCUUCUUAGUCUCUAACUUUGAUGUGUCUGAUUUUGACUUCCCAGAGCUGGAGGCCACCCUUCUGAGGGAGCUCCCAGCCCACAAAUGUCACAUCUUCAUGCUCACUUUGUCAGUUGUUACGCAGUCUUCCAUAGACCAGAAGAGAGACACAUUGAAACAGGAGGUCUGGAAGGAAUCCGUAAUGCCAAGGGCAUGGGUCCCCAUAUCAUUUAAGGGCUUGACCAAAAAUGACAUACAGUUAUUGGAAGAGACUUUGAACCUCUGCAGAUCCUCCUUUGGCCUGGAUGAGGCAUCCCUGGAAAACAUUGCUGAGGAUUUGCACGUGGCCCUGGAUGAACUCAAGGAAAACAUUAAUUCUCCAAAUUUGCUCUCAGAAGAGCAGGGUAAAUCCUUAACAGAUAAACUUUCAGAGUACAUUAGCCAUUCUUACUUUUCAAAGAUUUUGCACUUGCAAAAUUUCUUCAUUGACACCGUGGCAAAUGAUGUUAAAUUUCUUCUUAGCAAAGAAGAGCUUUUCACAGGGAAGCAUCUUCUCCUGGAAACAGCUGCAUGCAAGCCUUCCAGACCCUCUCCUUCAACGGCUCAGCUUUUGGCAUCCAGCUUUGAAAAAUUUUUUAAGAACUUCAAGAAGGAAAGUAAAAUCCUCUCUGAGGAAACCAUCACCUUGAUUGAAUCCCACCUGGAGAAUAAGAACCUCCCGGGAGCGGUUUCUGCAAUCAGCAGUGCUCUGAGAAACAUCGACAGAGCCCCACUGAACAUCGCAGUGACGGGAGAAACAGGGGCAGGCAAAUCCAGCUUUAUCAAUGCCCUGAGGGGAGUGUGGGAUGAAGAAGAAGGUGCAGCUCCCACUGGGGUAGUAGAGACAACCAUGAAGAGAACUCCAUACCCCCACCCAAAGCUUCCCAUGGUGACAAUAUGGGACCUGCCUGGGAUUGGAUCCACAUCGUUCCCUCCCCAAAACUACCUAACGGAAAUGAAGUUUGGUGAGUAUGACUUCUUCGUCAUCAUCUCGGCUACUCGCUUCAAAGACACUGAUGCCCAUCUGGCCAAAGCCAUUGCCAAGAUGAAUACAAAGUUCUACUUUGUCCGAACCAAGAUAGAUCAAGAUGUAAGUAAUGAACAGAGGAGUAAACCUAAGACUUUCAAUAGAGACAGUGUCUUAAAGAAAAUCCGAGGUGACUGUUCAAGGCACCUCCAGGAGACUCUCUCCAGUGAGUCCCCAGUUUUCUUGGUCUCUAACUUUGAUGUGUCCGACUUUGACUUCCCAGAGCUGGAGACCACCCUACUGAGAGAGCUCCCAGCCCACAAGCGCCAUAUCUUCAUGCUGUCCUUGCACAGUGUUACUGAGACUGCCAUUGACCGGAAGAGGGAUUUCCUGAAACAGAAGAUCUGGCUGGAGGCCUUGAAGGCCGGAGCUUGGGCCACCAUUCCAUUUGGGGGCUUGGUCCUAGAUAAGAUCCAGAAGGUAGAGGAGACCUUGGACCUCUACAGGUCUUACUUUGGACUGGAUGAUGCCUCACUGGAAAAUAUUGCCAAGGAUUUUAACGUGUCUGUCAAUGAAAUCAAAGCACACCUUAAGUCUCUCCAUUUGCUAACAAGGACCAAUGACAUGUCCUUAGAAGAAAAACUAUGGAAAUACAUUGAAUAUAUUUCCUCUGUUACUGGGGGUCCACUUGCCACAGGCCUUUACUUUAGAAAGACUUUCUAUUUGAAAAAUCUCUUCAUUGAUACCGUGUCAGGUGAUGCCAAGACUCUUCUCAAUAAGGAGUUUUUAUCAGAGAAGCUGACUGACCCCCCAGAAUACUGGGAAGCAGCGAUGGAGCUAUGAAGCACUUACCUUCAGGCUGGCUUUGGUCACUGACUUAUGAGCUACUUUGAAGCAGCAAACAUUUUCCAUGAAAGACCAGAGGAUUCACCUUUUUCAGAGACUGUGGCAAGCUGAAGAAUAGUAAUCAACCAUGUAAAAACAUAUGGGAAAAACUGUCUCCCACUAAAAUAUCAUGUAUGAGAACACAUGGGUGUAUACAAGUAACUUGGAAUAUCCUUCUGGAAUUAACCUUGGAUCUUUUGUCUCACGGAGAUUUUCCAGGCAUUGGCAAACUCUCCUAAGAUGAAGACAGUGUUUCCUGCCUUGAUGACUUUUUUUUUGAGUUUUAUGAAGCACAAGGAGCUGGUUCCCAGCGUACAUCUCCACAUGAAGUGGUAUCUCCUGGACACAAGAGCUACCUGGUAGAUGAUCUUGGGACCAUCUUCUAUGCUCCUCCAGGAGGAGCUGAGUAACACACAGAUGGGUGGACAUAUCUGCAGGUUCUUUUGGUUCUUGGAAACAAGGAAAUUUCAUUCCAUCCUUCAUCAGUCAACCUGUGUGAGUUCAGAAUUCAGGUUGUAGGCAAAGUAAACACUAAUUAAAUUGUCUCUCCUUGGGGGUAAGGUCACUCCAAGACAUUACCUUACUACUUUAAUGUCUAGGAGACUUUGUUGGUGGUUAGCCUCACUUGAGUUGCUGCCCAGUUUCUUCAUCUACAGCAUCCUUUGAGACCCAGUGUCUUUUUUGGGCAUCUAACAUCACCCUUUGUUAAAAUCCCAGUGUUACUUUCUGUAUGUAGACCUGUCCUUCUAGAAGGAAGGUAAGGAGUCAUGCAUGGGAUCCAAUGUGCAGAAAACCAGCAUGCACAUUUUAGCUCUGCAUUAGGGCUCUUCGGAGAAAAGGAAGCAAUAUAUCAUAUCCAUAUCUUCUUAUUGCUGGAUCUAUAUAGUAUUAGAAUUAAUUCCUUUUGUGACACAGUGUGCUAAACACCUGACAGAAACUGCUGAAGAGAAGAAAGGUUUCAUCUGGCUCACAGUUUCAGAGAAUUACCCUCUGUCAUAAUAGAAGGGGCAUGGGAAGGAAAACACUCAGUGUAAGAGAAGAUGGUGAACAUGGUGGCAGAGAGCUAGGAGACAGCAAGGAGGAGGAGUAUCAAAGUACUGGCUCUCGUGACCUGCUUCCACCACCUAGGCCCUCCCUCCUAAAGGCUCAACAACAUCCCAAAAGAUAAUGCCAUGUUGGAAACUGGGUGAUUAACACCAGGGUCUGUGGUGGCCUUCAAACCAGAAAACUAUCACAUCCUCAACUUACCGCGUCUCUCUCCUCAACUUCCUCUCCUCCUUUCUCUCCUUUCCCUCUUCCUCCUCUUGUUCUUCCUUCUCUUCCUCUUUCCGUCCUCUCCCCCUUCCUUCUUCUCUUCUUCGAUUCUCUCUCUGCUUCUCUCCCUGCCUCCGUCUCUCAUUGGCUCACUCAGCUGUGAGACUUGCCAAGUACAGCAGCUACAGGGCAGCCUUGCAGCCCAGAAAUCUUGGGAGGAGUUGAUAUUACAGCUUCUGGCCAAACAGCAAGAAUUCUUUCCUCUCCUUCCCAGAGGGUGUCAAGGUUUGUUUUGUUUUUGUUAUCUCUAAGGUCUUCAGUUGGUCAGCCCGGGCAUUUGCAGUAGAGUCAUCUGAAGUAUUCAAAGUAUUCAAAGCCUCCUGCUUUAAAAUUUAAUCUCAUCUUAAAUUUACUUUCACAAUAACAUCUACAGUGGUGCUUGGUAAUUACUUGGGCACUGUCUUAGAUAGGGUCUCUAUUGCUGUGAAGACAGAGGUUCAGUCCAUUAUCAUCAAAGUGGGACGCGGUGACAGGCAGACAGACAGGGUGCUGGAGAAGGAGCUGAGAGUUCUGCAUCUUGACCAGCCAACAGCAGAAUGAGUCUAUGUCCCACACCAGGUGUAACUUGAGAAUAAAAGCCAGCUCCCCACAGUGACACAUUUCUUCCAACAAGGCCACCCUCCUAAUAGUGCCACUUCCUAUGGGGGGGGCCAUUUUAUUUCAAACCACCAUGGGUACCAUCACAUUGACAAGAUGCUAUGUAAAGUUAAUUUCCUCAAACCCCAUAAUUACCCUAAUCCACUUUAUACCAGCAGGUACAUAUAGUUACAUGGUUACAGUUACAAUUGUACUCUUUUGUGAGAUGCAGUGUGACAACUUUACUCAAAUAAACAACGCAUAAUCAUCCAAUCUGGAGAGAUGGCUCUGUAGUUAAGAGCACUGACUGCUCUUCCAGAGAAUCUAGAUUCAAUUCCCAGCAUCCACCAUGACAACUCAUAACUGUCUGUAACUCCAGCUCCACAGAAUCCAGCACCCUCACCCAGACACGCAUGCCGGUAAAACACCAAUGCACAUCAAAUGGAAACAAACAAAUAAUUUUUUAAAAUCUGGGGUGUCAGGCUUCCAUAUUCUUAGACAUAUUAAAAUUAUGGUGAUUAACAGGCAAUACUUUCCAACGUUAACGAGUACAUGGAACAGUAGAUGCUGACCAGUUCAAGGACAGUCAUCUGACUGUCUCUGUUCUGCUGAUUUGUAAAGAGCUUAAUAGACUGUUUUAAACAAGAAUCUCUGUGCUGCACUGCAGCAUGCUAGAACACGCUCCUUCCCUUUAACCCUUUGGUACCUGUUAUCCAAACUCUCUCUGCUCCUCUACCCAUUUUCCCAGUUUCUAGGAAUCACUGUUCUACACUCAGAUCAACCAUUAGUGUCCCACUGCAGGUGAGCAGAAUUAGUAACUUCUUCUCUCUCUGCCUCAUUGUCUUUUGAGACACCAGCUGCUGAGCUGUCUGUUCCUGAGGCCACUUACCUGCUGCCUCUGUGUCAUGUCAUGAGAACACCCAGGGCCCAGUCUCAGAGCCUUUAAUCUAUUUCUGUGCUUUCAGCAGUAAUAGUCACGGGGAAAAAGCCAUUAUAGUGUAUGUAUCAGGGGAAGCUGUCAGCAGAGAUGUCUGUCUGAGGAUGGAAGCUUUCUGUCCUAUAUGUGGGAAAUGUUUCGAUACAUCACAGAUUUGUGCGUUAUGGUUUAUAUUGAUUUUCAAAUUGACUGGACCUAGAGUCACCUUGGAGCCAAAUCUCUGGGAAUGUCUUUAAGGGAUUAUCUCAAUUAAACUUAACUAAUUGAUUAACUAAUUAACUUGAUUAACUAAUCAAGAUGGAAAGACCCACCUUAAAUGUGGGCAGCGCCAUUCCCUAGGCUGGAGCCCUGAACUGCAUUAAAUGGAGAAAUCCAGGUGAGCACCAGCGUUCAUCUCUCUCUGCUCCCUGAGUGUGGAUGUGAUGUGAUCAGCUGCCUUCCCAUCACAGUGGACUGUAGCCUUGAACUGUGAACCAAAAUAAACUCCUUCUCUCUUAAAAUGUUUUUGCCAGGGUAUUUUAUCCCAGCAUCAGAAAAAAAUCACUAUUACAGGUAACUGACCAGUUGAGCAGUGGUG